CGAAUUGUCAUUUGGGUUGCCCAAUGAGUUCACGCCUCGCCUAUAAUGUCUCGCGACAAGGGCGUUUCACCAGCACGUUUGGGCGCAUUGGGCGGCGUCCGGGUAUAAAAGACUCCACCCGAGCAGGCGGCCGCCAUUCUGGGGUUCGUUUAGAGGUUUGAAUUUUCUCGGAGAAAGACAGGCCGGCCACGAGGAAAACAGAAACAAGCCGCAGCAACAUCUAAGCCCUUGAAAGGAUCCUGAGAGGGGGGAAAGGGAAAACAGCAGCCACCAGCCCAACCACUUGUGUCUUCUGCCCCUUCCCACCUAUCUUGCCCACCCCACCAGCCCACGCUGCUUGGGACUUGAAAUCUGUGGCCGAAGGACCGUCACUACAUAACUUCAAAAAUAAUCAACCACCCUCCCUUCCCAAACCACCCAAAUUCACUCAUCCAGCGUUUACUUUUUUGAAUCCACUCAGAACUUUUUUCUGCGACCCCCCUCCCUAAAUGGAGUUGGGUGGGGGGGAAAUGAAUACUGAGUUGGCCUUUAUUUUUUAAAAGACUUUUUGAUCCAAUGAGGCCCCCUAAAUAAUUGAGUUUUGGGUCCUGGUUGGUUGUUUUAUUUUUUUUCCUCCAAAAUUUUACCCCCUCCCCCCUGAGCCCGAGGUGCUGACGUCGCAAAAAAAUUGGAUAGUAAGUGUCGAAUUUUCAAAAACCAGCCUUGCAACAAGAAAUCAACGUUUCCCGUUGUGAAACCAAAAAUAAUGAGAGGAAGAAAUGAGACCAUAGAACAAAUAGAGAACUGGAGAAGGACCAAUCGGGUCACUUAAUCUCCAUUAAAAAGGGCCUGUGGGUCUAAGUCUUGUUCUCUCUCCCCUACCACCUAUCUCUUCCCUGCCCUGCUGCAGGCAAAGAGAGGGUGGAGGGAGGGCCGGCAAGUGAGGAUUUUGAUGGUUAACCCUUGGUAAUCCAGCCAAUUUCCAGACUGCCAAAGCCAUACGUGUUUAUAUAAGGAGGAAUGGUUACCUUCCUCUGGUUAGCAGCAGUCUUCAAAAGGGUUAAUGAGCUCACAUACAAGAGAUGGUGGAUCUUGUGGCCCAGAAGUACCACUUCUUUGUGUGUGAGACAAGCAGGGUGCCUUUCAAUUUGCCAGAUUAAUAAGCAAUCUGUACAUAAAGAUUGCAGGGUAAGGAGAUGGGCAGAGAGAAUAGCUCGCUAUAACUUUUUAAAUGACUGUUAAAUCCUCUCAAUUUUAAUGUAAUUUGCUUGGGGUAUAUUUGUGUGGUUAAAAUAGGUGGCAAUCUAGGAAUAAAGAUUGCAAGACACUUAGGACAAAAUAUAAUCUUAGUGCCAGUACAUACAAGAUACUGGGGAGGUGAAGAAUGUCGUAUAAUUGUUGCAGAUUGCAUAGGUAUUUAAAAGCAAAAGAGUGAUUAACAUUUUAACUUGAUAUUUUUUGGUGGGGGAGGUACAGUUAAAUAGAGGGUGGAAAGGUUGGGAAAUGUGGAAUUUAGGAGUAUAAUUUUAAAAGCCAUUUAGUGCAAUUGAAUGCUAGCUUUCUAAAAGAUUUGUGUCGUUAAAAGGAAUUUUUUUCUUCCCUGCUUCAAUAUGGCGACUUUCCUUGUCCUUUUGUCUUCCAAGCGGCGUUGCAGGUUGUGUCUUGACCCAUUUUUUUUUCCUGUCCUCCCACCUCAACCCUAUUUGUUGAGAGGGGUCCAAGUCCUUCCUCCCCCUUUCCCUCUAUAGGGAGGAUGGGGGUGGUCGAUGGUAGCCGGUUGAACCUCCGUUGCAAAUUCAGUUCUUCCCUGCAGAAAAUUGUUCUUUUUAAUAUUUUAAUUGCUUUAAUUUUCACUACGCUCUUACUGAUCAAAAUAGGUCAAAGAUUAUCCACGAUGAGGAACUGGCUUUUGAUUUUUUUUUUUUUUUUUUUUACUAAAAAGGUGUUUUAUAAUGUAACCGAAGCUACCGGCAGAGCCGGGUGACUUUUUAAAGUUUAAGUCCUCUUUCUCCAUUACAAAAUGGCGUCCGUCCGUCUUUGUUGUUUUUCUCCCCCUUUUGCCAUCCUGAGCUUAGGGCCGCCCUAGAAACUUGGUCAAGGGGGAGGAGCAGCCUUGAAAGGUGAUGUAAUCAGCUUGCUUCCUCCUUUCUCCACCCUCUUGAAGCUCCACCCCUGAGCAGAUGCCUUUGCACUCCCUAUUCUCGUUGCUGCUAGGGAGAAGACAUUUUCCUUAUUUUCAUUAUAUAAAAUAUCUUAAAGGGAUAGGAGCUUAUAGGAAUUAAGUAUCAAGGCUGUCCAUCUCCUUGGGUAGUUCUAGUUUUUAUAGAACCAGUUUUUAUUUUCACUUUCCUUCACUCAUCACAACUGCUUGUAAUUUUUCCCAACUUCACCUGCCAGGGGUGAAAAAACAGGCAAACCUAAGACUGGGAAGCUUUGAGGAUGUGUGUGAGCGUGUGUGUAUGUAUAUAUGUGUGUAGAGGGAGAUGGGAAAGACACAAGGGCUUGUUAGAGUAACUUGGAGAUAAACGGGCCUAAUGACACUGAAGUGUGCCAUUUCUGCUCAGGAACUAGUCUUUGGGCCUCCUGCAUUUGGUCGCUUUGUGUAAUGAGAAUCGGGGGAAGGUGGGUACUUUUAGGACUUUCUUCUAAAUCACCCUCAUUCCCACCUGUCAGUUUGGGGGUAAACUCUGUAUUCAGUGCUGUAUCACGUUCUGCACUUGAUUAGUUCUGUACAUUGGUACUAGGAUAAGAAGUGACUUUAGGAAAGGAGGCGGCAGUUGUAAACUCAAGGCAGGGGGAAUCAAGCUACGGUUUCUGAAACCACCAUCAUGGGUUCGGGUCCCAUAGACCCCAAAGAACUUCUCAAGGGACUGGACAGCUUCCUUAACCGAGAUGGGGAAGUCAAAAGUGUGGAUGGGAUUUCCAAAAUCUUCAGUUUGAUGAAGGAAGCACGAAAGAUGGUGAGUCGAUGCACUUACUUGAACAUUCUCCUGCAGACCCGUUCACCAGAAAUACUGAUCAAGUUUAUUGACAUUGGCGGCUACAAACUUCUUAACAAUUGGCUGACGUAUUCAAAGACAACCAACAACAUUCCCCUCCUCCAGCAAAUUCUACUGACCCUGCAGCACCUACCACUCACUGUAGACCAUCUCAAGCAGAACAACACAGCUAAACUGGUGAAGCAGCUGAGCAAGUCAAGUGAGGAUGAAGAGCUCCGGAAAUUGGCCUCAGUCCUUGUCAGUGAUUGGAUGGCUGUCAUCCGCUCUCAGAGCAGUACCCAGCCCGCUGAGAAAGAUAAGAAGAAACGUAAAGAUGAGGGAAAAAGUCGAACUACCCUUCCUGAGCGACCUUUGACAGAGGUGAAGGCUGAGACCCGGGCUGAGGAGGCCCCAGAGAAGAAGAGGGAGAAGCCCAAGUCUCUUCGCACCACAGCACCCAGUCAUGCCAAGUUCCGUUCCACUGGACUAGAGCUGGAGACACCAUCCUUGGUGCCUGUGAAGAAGAAUGCCAGCACAGUGGUGGUUUCUGACAAGUACAACCUUAAACCCAUCCCCCUCAAACGUCAGAGCAACAUAGCUGCUCCAGGAGAUGCUACUCCCCCUGCAGAAAAGAAAUACAAGCCACUUAACACAACACCUAAUGCCACCAAAGAGAUCAAAGUGAAGAUCAUCCCGCCACAACCUAUGGAGGGCCUGGGCUUUCUGGAUGCUCUCAAUUCAGCCCCUGUUCCAGGCAUCAAAAUUAAGAAGAAGAAAAAAGUACUGUCACCUACAGCUGCCAAGCCAAGCCCCUUUGAAGGGAAAACGAGCACAGAACCAAGCACAGCCAAACCUUCUUCCCCAGAACCAGCACCACCUUCUGAGGCAAUGGACACAGACCGUCCAGGCACCCCGGUUCCCCCUGUUGAAGUCCCGGAGCUCAUGGAUACAGCCUCUUUGGAGCCAGGAGCUCUGGAUGCCAAGCCAGUGGAGAGUCCUGGAGAUCCUAACCAACUGACCCGCAAAGGCAGGAAGAGGAAAAGUGUGACAUGGCCUGAGGAAGGCAAACUGAGAGAAUAUUUCUAUUUUGAAUUGGAUGAAACUGAACGAGUAAAUGUGAAUAAGAUCAAGGACUUUGGCGAGGCAGCUAAGCGAGAGAUACUGUCAGACCGACAUGCGUUUGAGACAGCGCGGCGUCUGAGCCAUGAUAACAUGGAGGAGAAGGUGCCCUGGGUGUGCCCCCGGCCCCUGGUUCUGCCCUCACCUCUUGUCACCCCUGGAAGCAAUAGUCAGGAGCGAUAUAUCCAGGCUGAGCGGGAGAAGGGAAUCCUUCAGGAGCUCUUCCUGAACAAGGAGAGUCCUCAUGAGCCUGAUCCUGAGCCCUACGAGCCCAUACCCCCUAAACUCAUCCCCCUAGAUGAGGAGUGUUCCAUGGAUGAGACUCCAUAUGUUGAGACCCUGGAACCUGGGGGGUCAGGUGGCUCACCUGACGGGGCAGGAGGCUCCAAGUUGCCUCCAGUUCUGGCCAAUCUUAUGGGAAGCAUGGGUGCUGGAAAGGGCCCCCAAGGCCCUGGAGGAGGAGGCAUUAAUGUCCAGGAGAUCCUCACCUCCAUCAUGGGUAGCCCAAACAGUCAUCCUUCAGAGGAACUACUGAAACAACCAGACUAUUCGGACAAGAUCAAGCAGAUGCUGGUGCCACAUGGACUUCUAGGCCCUGGCCCAAUAGCCAAUGGUUUCCCACCAGGGGGUCCUGGGGGCCCCAAGGGCAUGCAGCACUUUCCCCCUGGACCUGGGGGACCUAUGCCAGGUCCCCAUGGAGGCCCUGGUGGGCCAGUGGGUCCACGUCUUCUGGGUCCUCCACCCCCUCCCCGGGGGGGUGAUCCCUUCUGGGAUGGCCCGGGCGACCCUAUGCGGGGUGGCCCAAUGCGGGGGGGUCCAGGACCAGGUCCCGGACCAUACCAUAGAGGCCGAGGUGGCCGAGGAGGAAACGAACCUCCUCCUCCUCCUCCUCCAUUCCGAGGCGCCCGAGGAGGUCGCUCUGGAGGAGGACCCCCAAAUGGACGAGGGGGCCCUGGUGGGGGCAUGGUUGGAGGUGGUGGGCAUCGUCCCCAUGAAGGCCCUGGUGGGGGCAUGGGCAACAGCAGUGGACAUCGUCCUCACGAAGGCCCUGGCGGUGGCAUGGGUGGGGGUGGAGGACAUCGUCCCCACGAAGGCCCUGGCGGUGGCAUCAGUGGUGGCAGUGGCCAUCGUCCCCAUGAAGGCCCUGGUGGAGGAAUGGGUGCUGGUGGUGGACAUCGCCCCCACGAAGGCCCUGGUGGAAGCAUGGGUGGAAGUGGUGGACAUCGUCCCCAUGAAGGCCCUGGACACGGGGGGCCCCAUGGCCACCGGCCUCAUGAUGUCCCUGGUCACCGAGGCCAUGACCAUCGAGGGCCACCUCCUCAUGAGCACCGUGGCCAUGAUGGUCCUGGCCACGGGGGAGGGGGUCACCGAGGGCACGAUGGAGGCCACAGCCAUGGAGGAGACAUGUCAAACCGCCCUGUCUGCCGACAUUUCAUGAUGAAGGGCAAUUGCCGCUAUGAGAACAACUGUGCCUUCUACCACCCGGGUGUCAAUGGGCCCCCCCUGCCCUAGGGACCAUUUUCCUGCCCCGUUCACACAACCCCUGUGGACUGCAGCCUCGCUCCUUCCACCCUGUUAUGGCUUCUGUGAGGCCCAUUUUCCCUUGUCCCCAGCUGAUGAGGAGCCGGCCCCCUCAGUUCCCACUUGCUUGGGUUCCUGGGGCUUUUCUGAUCACUGGUGCGCAUUGAUGUACAUAUUUUCCUCCAGUCUGGGGAGGAGAGAGACUGGAAACGUUCCUGGACUGCUGAAGAGGAGACCCAGUUGGCUUCACUUUUUGAGAAGAUUCGCCCUGUACCCCAAACCCCUUUCCAGUAUUACCCUUAAUGCUUGAGAACCUAAAGCUGGUUAUCCUGGAGAACACCCCUACCCUUCUAUUGCGGGUCCCCACAUGCGCACAGAACUCUGACACAGGAUCAGCUGCACUUAAGAAAUCAUCCCAGCUAAGUUCAUUAUUCCUCAUGGGGUGGGGAGAUGGUGAAGGGGUAUUGUAUAUCCCACUGCACUGAGAGGGCUCAAUCAGCUGGAUUUGAGUUCUGGAACACACAUCAUCCCCACUCCUCCCCCAGCGUGGGCUUUCUAUUCUUAGUCCUUUCUCAAGUGGGACCUUGAACGUUCUGUGAACACCCAGUCUGCAUCCUGGGUCUGCUAGGUUCGAUGAUGGCGAACUCAUAUAUGCAUCCGGUGCAAGUUUUAGCUGGCAGAGGUGAGACCAAUGGUGCUGGUCUGCCUUUGCCAACUACAGCCAGUCUGGAGACUUGAUAAAAUACUUCAGUGAGACCAGCUUCUUAUCAACUUGGGCCCGGCAUGCUGGGCCUGAAAGUCACACUACAUGCACUGCCUUUGGGAGUCAGCUCACUCCCUGCUCCCACCUGGAACCUUGCCAGCGUGAAGGAGGCUUCCAGCUACUUCACCCUGUCAACCACCUCUGAAUCCCCGCCAGGUGCCUUCCUGGGUGGAUUCAACAGGAUGAUUUUGCCCUUUCCCAGUUCUCUCCUUCACCUUGGCAUCAGUUGUUUUCUAUGAAAACAGUGGAUUGGUUGGGUUUUGUGCAGGGUCUUGGGUUAGAGCCAAAAUGGAUUUGAGGAUGAGUAUUUUUUUUUUUGGUUUUGUAUAUUUUGUACAUUAAUAAUAAACAGUGGAAAGAGAAGCAGCUUAUUUAA
Messenger RNA from Symphalangus syndactylus (siamang), 6736 nucleotides. RefSeq names its product protein phosphatase 1 regulatory subunit 10 (gene PPP1R10). The record is from RefSeq and is a predicted model, not a curated record. Gene Ontology annotation, molecular function: metal ion binding; protein phosphatase 1 binding. Lineage: Eukaryota; Metazoa; Chordata; Mammalia; Primates; Hylobatidae. Gene Ontology annotation, cellular component: nucleus; PTW/PP1 phosphatase complex; chromatin.